Molecule: messenger RNA, 796 nt
Organism: Oncorhynchus nerka (sockeye salmon)
Lineage: Eukaryota; Metazoa; Chordata; Actinopteri; Salmoniformes; Salmonidae
Product: guanine nucleotide-binding protein G(I)/G(S)/G(O) subunit gamma-T2-like
Exons: 3
Coding region: 132-344 (70 amino acids)
Biological process (GO): G protein-coupled receptor signaling pathway
Cellular component (GO): heterotrimeric G-protein complex
Molecular function (GO): G-protein beta-subunit binding
Source: RefSeq, a predicted model, not a curated record
UGGAGAACGUCCUGAAGAGGAGAGUUGAGGAACAGGGUAAUCCAGUUGGACAACCCGAACACUGCGGUCCCAUAGAGGGCGAGAGACUACACUUUCCCUGCAUCGACUGUCCCCACAACCAAUAGGGAAAGAUGGCUCGGGAUAUGUCAGACAUUGACAUCCUUAAGAUGGAGCUGGAACAGCUGAAGAAAGAAGUCUCGACACCCAGGGAGCCUGUGUCCAAGACAUCCAAGGACACCAUGGACUGGUGUGAGGCUGCGUCUGGUACCGACCUCCUGAUAACUGGAGUACCAGAUGAUAAGAACCCCUAUAAGCCUGAGAAGGGAGGCUGCAUAAUCACCUAGCCCUCCCGGGGGACAAACAGCCCCGGGCGGGACACAGGGAAAACCAUCAUGUUGUACUUACAUAGGAACACAUGGCAAACUUAUUGCAGCUAUUUAUCGCUCUUUACAGUGCUGAAGAGGCUGACACUGGAGAGAAAAAAUCUGAGAGACAUCCACUAAGUUAGCCAGUUUAGGACAACACAACAUGUCACACUGACUAGGCUACACAAGGUCACCCGAGGCCACUGGGAGCUGAGGAGGAGAUUUAUCCAGAGACGAUUCAGGGGAUUAGAGGGAUCACUUGGUUACAAUGGUGUCCUUCCUUUCUCCUUUCUCCUCCCUCUCACCUGUCAGUUGCCUCUGGCGGUUAUAGAGCUUCCAAACAGGCUCUGGAAUGUUCCAAUUGCACCCACCACUGACUGGCUUUUGUUUUGCUUGUGAAUAAAGUGUACCCAGUACAGCAGUUUCUUUGA